Anopheles marshallii is the source of this 430-nucleotide messenger RNA. RefSeq lists its product as uncharacterized. NCBI's taxonomy places the organism in Eukaryota, Metazoa, Arthropoda, Insecta, Diptera, Culicidae. The transcript is spliced from 4 exons. The record is from RefSeq and is a predicted model, not a curated record. The coding region runs from base 17 to 430 and encodes 137 amino acids.
GUGCAAGUGUGAAUCCAUGCCAGUUCCAAGCGAAGCAAGGACAGCUAGUGACUGUGCAGUGCAAGUGAGCGUGAUAAAGUCCUUUUACCACCGAUACUUCCACAAAAUAUUACCGAUAUUCGACACCAGGCCGAUCACUACCACUGAUGUCAGGUCCAUGCCAUGGAAGGGGAAAGCUAAGGCCGGGUUAAGCGACCGUUCGGAAAUUGGAGGGGGCUGCUCGUGCAGCAGUACGAAAAAGACGACGCUAAGGAAUUGCCGUGCGCAGAAAAAAGACCACGCGCUCUCAGUGGCACGAACCGUUGGUAGUGGGAGGUUAUCUUCGUCGCCGUCGUCGUUGCCACCGCUGCCACCGUCGCCAUCGUCCUCCUCGUCCUCCUCGUCCUCGUCGUCGUCGUCGCGGUCGUCGUCGUCGCCGUCGUGUUCGUGA